AUGCAGCAAGGAACCUUGACCCAGAAUUCGGAAGGUCCCUUUGCAGAUGGGCUAGGCGAAUUCGCUACGUUGUACGGGGAGUUACAAUGGGACCACAGACGACCCUCGAAGCUCGCCACAACGACUGUUCAGGAGCUGGACGCCGCUCCACCAUCACCUCCAUCAAAUGAUCGACCCACAACAGCGUCAAGAUUCGCAAACGCAUCUUACGACUUAGCUGCGCAUGUACCACAGUACAAGAAACAUGCGGAAGGCCUGCAGCUCGCGGAGAAGGCGCCUCCUCGAGGCUCUUCGCUAGGAUACUCAACAGACUUGAUUCUCGACGAGCGUUUUCCAAGGCCACCUAUGGGACAUUCAGCAUCGUCACCUAGCACAUUAUUGAUUCCGCUUUCCCCGGAAAGUCAUGCGAGUCAGAAUGUCUCACAACAUGCGCCCCAGACACCAACACUGUCUCCACACUCGCGUUCAAGUUUUCCGGAUGUUCCGUCACCUCUGAGCUUCAACAGGGCUACUACAGUUCCUAUGACGCCGCCAAUGUCGAAUUCAGGUAGCAGCGAAGGCGGCAUCCGCGAUUCGAUGGCCUCGCUUAACCUAGGUGGACUACAGCCUGCACCUCUUCGAUUACCAAUGAGUGCGGCGAAUCUUCCACCCGCGACACUCUCUCGCAUGGGUACUGUAAGCAGUACAACGAGUAGCAGCGUUUCUUCAGUACGAAUGCGCUCACCAUCUGCGUACUCUCCAAGUAGUCCCUUCCCAAGGCCCAGAUUUUCGGUAGCUGCUUCCACUACAGGCGCGUACGAGAAUGAGGCACCCGACAUGACGUCAGACCAAGCUAAAGCCGAGAUCGCGCGCCGCAUUGAGAAGAGAGAUGUCACUUCAAGUAGGAAAGCUUCGGCAAGUUCGUCAAUUCUCAAAGGCUUUUCCAUGAAAAGAUCGAACACAGCAAGUACAUCCGGCGGAGGACCUUCUUCAGAGAUCUUGAAUCAGAUUCUGGAAGAGGUUGCCCAGGAAGGCAGUUUGUCUUUAGUGAAAGCCGUAGUAACGAUGGGGGCGGAUCCAGCAAGCAAAACAAAAAAAGCUAAGCAUGAAGCUUUAGCCAAGGCGACAGCGGCAGGGCAUACGCGGGUCGUGGACUUUCUGCUUCGCAAUGGUGCAAGCUAUGGCGAAGUUCGUCUAAAAGUCAGAUUUACCCCCACAGAUUAUGCACUUCUAUCAGCUGCCUACAAAAGCUACGCAGAGCUUUCCAGCUGUCUCAUUGCAUCUCACGGAGCGAAUCCUAUGACUGAGCAAUGGCCACGAGAGAUCGAGGAAACGCAACAUUACUGGGCAGAAACUCAAGUACGCCUUCCAAAAUCGAGUGUUCUGGACGGGAUAUCGCGUUGGACCAACGUAGAUGACGGCAUGAGCGUGAUGAAGUUUAUCAUGGGUAGCUCGAGAUUUGAUCCCACCGCUCUUGUCUGUGGCUUAUUCGACAGCAAAAGUGAGCUACAGUCUGCCAGUUAUCAACAUCGCCCUUGGAGAACCACGUAUGAGAUCUCGGCGCUCGCUUGCUUUGCGGGCGCCGGCUGGGCUGAUACGGUUGAAGAUAUGCUGGCUUUGAGAGGUGCACCGAAGGACUACGAAAAGGAGGACGAUAUCCAGCAGCACCAAGAGAAGAAGACCCGCUUUGUGUCACCAAUCAAUGCAAUGACAAAGGAGACGUGGCAGAAGAGACCAGAGGAUGCAAUCCGCAUACUACACUUGCUAAUUGAGAGAGGAUUUGACUUCAGUCACGCCCAGCGGACACAGAACGAUGCUGGGUUGAGAACGCCACUUGGUAGAGCGAUUUCCGCAGAUGCGGCACAGGCGGUGGAGCUGAUCCUCCAGCACAAGCCAACGCUGAUCAGAGAAGAGCUAUACUUCAGGCGCAACAAGAAAGAGACCAAAGCUUUACCAUUUGUUAUUGCUCUUGCGUUGGACAGACUGGAGGUCUCCAGAGUUCUGCUUCGAUCCGGCGCCCACCCCCGAGAUCCUGCUAUCGAAGACAUGAAUAUCUUGCAAUUCGCAGCAACACUCGACAUUGCAAUCAAGCGCAACAACAAGAACAACGUGCGCGUACUCCUCGAUUUUAUCUCUACAGCUGCCACCCGUGGCGAAAUCGCCGCUCUGCCACCCGCGUAUGACUCGAUUUUGCUCUGUACAGAUACCGAUAAAGAUGUCGAAACCAAGUUCAGGUACGCUGAACUCAUCGACAUGGUUUAUCAGUGGGAUGCCGGUGGUGCUUUACAUCGUCCAAGACUGCCAUCAAUCCUCAAUGCGAUUCGAAAAGACAACUAUGCUGGAGUCGAGAAGCUCAUUCAAGUAGGGAUCAUAGAUGGCAAGUCCCUGGUCCUGAACAGCAGAGCGCGACCUGUUGGUGAGUCCGGUGAGUGGACGGUGCUCGAGUGCUGCGAGACGACGAAACGAACCUCAGAUUGGCUUGCUUUGUUGAGAUAUCAUGGUGCACCGCUGUACUAAAAGCCCACUGGUUGAUCGGUUUUACUCAUUUCGUGAGAUGGUGUCUCGGCGUUUACAUUUUAGCGUUGUAUUGGCAAGAUACUGUUACUGUCAAGAUCACGAUAUGCAGUUUCUAAAUCCUGCUUGCUCCCUUCUUUUGUUAGAUGUCUAAUACCAAGUUCCUCA
Messenger RNA from Boeremia exigua, 2661 nucleotides. RefSeq lists its product as uncharacterized. The coding region runs from base 1 to 2496 and encodes 831 amino acids. Gene Ontology annotation, molecular function: transmembrane transporter binding. Gene Ontology annotation, cellular component: membrane; axon initial segment; synapse. Lineage: Eukaryota; Fungi; Ascomycota; Dothideomycetes; Pleosporales; Didymellaceae. The record is from RefSeq and is a predicted model, not a curated record. Gene Ontology annotation, biological process: negative regulation of delayed rectifier potassium channel activity; neuronal action potential. The transcript has 2 exons.